UAUCAGUCCGGUGGUGUUCGCCCCCAUCGUGGUUGACCUUCUGGCCCUGAAACAUAAUCUUUUGCAAGGACUCUUCCUCUUCAUCUCUUCUCUUCCUUCCUCUCACCUGCUUACCUAUCUCAAACGGUGAUCUGUUCUACUUCUUGGAUCAAUCUCUACGUAUUCAACGAACAUAUCGCAGCAUUCCAAUAUACGGACCAAAGAACCAUCACAACCACCUGAGCAGGUCGGACGAGCCACUGUAGACUCGAAAACAAAGACGCCGCGCUGUAGGUUGGCAUCGCCCGAACCACUUGAUAGGCCCAUUUGCUCCCCGAUACAUGGUACGUUCUUUGUUAUACUUCUUCUAGAACACCACUCCCGUCCACGAAGAAGUCAACAUCCAUGGCACCAGAAACUAAAUGCGGAUCACAGACAAAAUCUGCCUCGAGUCAACAAUGCCCGGGUACUAAGCCCCUCAUUGGACCAAUUGCUUCGAAUUUGUCCAAGAUGGUGUCUGGGCGAACCUUCCCUUUCGUUCGGCCGCGUAGGAACUCCACAAAGCAGAAGAACAAGACGGGAACUCGACUGCCAUCACCUCUCAGGCUCGAGGGCAGUUUCUUCCACUCGCAGGUUCGAAAAGAUAUUACUGUGCUGGGCCCGUUUCCCAGAGCCGUGCGAGGCAGUAUUUCGAAUUCAUCGGACAAAGAGAAAAAAGGGCACAGGGACGACGAAGCGCAGGAAGUACCGCUCAAGAUGGAAGUAUCCAUAGCACAAGGCUCGUUCGAGCCGGCCCAAGAUUCUCUCGCAGAACGUCCACCACCUUUAGAACCGACCAGAACCUUCAGACCAGUUGAAACAAACCAUCAUCAACGGUCGGAAACGGCAACCUCCAUCUCCAAACGAGCCUCGCCAGAGCCAUCUAUGCCGACUCGAUCUGUUUCCCCUCAGGAAUCACUACGCACAAUGAUCGAUCUCGAUACGCCUGGCUCCUCUGAUGAUGAAGAGUCCGAUAUUUCACCGUUGUCUGAUGACAGGCCAUCUGCGGCAGCACGAUCUGGCGCCGCCCUCCGGCGUUUCUUCCCCGAACUAUCCUCAAGCAAUUUCGCAGUCAUGUCCCCGAUGAGCGCUGAUGCUGAUGCCGAUCAGCAGCACACGAGGCCGAUGGAGUUCCCGUCCAUCUUCGAGACCGAACUCCACGAGCGGGUCCACGCCCUCUACAAGAACUCGACAGAUGAUAUCGAAAGCCAAUCCACCGACGUGGAUCAAGCUUUGGAGAGGAAUACUGGAUCGUCCUCGAGAUCGGGCUCGGAAGAUGUGUUUGACUGUGCCUCGUCGUGUUAUAGUCGUCGGAGUUCGAUCACCAGCGUUGACACUGAAUCCUUCAGCCCAGCCACAAACGAACUUGAUCGAUACUCAAUCUUCUCCCCCGUUGCAGCCGGUGUCUUCAAUGAUUUAGCUUCUAUGUGUCCAUCGCGAGCUGCGUCUUUUGCAUCGCGAGUACCAUUAGACACUGCACCCAGCCCAGGCUACCCAGCAAGCUCGCUCUAUUCAUCGACCUCGUUGCCGCCAUCUCGACGCGCCUCGAUUUCCUCCAAACUGUCAUUGAACGACAUCAAGAACAAGCCUCUCCCUCUCGAGCCCGUUCAAGAGCCUAGCCCGUUGGCGAUUCGCCAUAAUGACCACACCCCGUCAUCUGCGACCACUAAAGCCUCGAGAUCAACGGGAUUUCAUUCGACCUAUCUUCACCCCAACUCAAGUCACUCAGCCACAAGUCUACAAUGGAAGCAAUCCGGGGGCCAGGUAUGUCAUAACUGUGAAGGGUGCGGGCGGAGUAGCAUUGGAGACUCGAGUCAAUCUCGCCGGGGCCGUCGCCCUGAGUGGUCAGAAACCAGGAAUGGGCAGCGCAUGCGCCAUGUCCCAACGCUCGCACAAGCUGCAGAGGAGUUGGAAUUCGCCCUAGCCGACCUUGCCAGAGAUCCACAUAUGCAGCAACGGACCCUGCUAGUGCUCGACGGACCGCUGCAGAUCAGUCGACACAAUGGUGAUCUAGUUGCAACUCGGCCAGCACCACUGCCUCCCUCGACCAAGCCACACUCCAAAUCAUUUAAGAAGAGUCGAAGCAUCCACACAAAGGCCAAAGCAGUUGAAGAUUCCACUGUGCCCCGGUCGGCCACGUUCAAGUCUCUCCGCGCGACCAAGGAGAGGGCGUCUCCUCCCCUCCCGGACAAGGAAUCCAAGAACAAAGACGAGGCCGCGCCCAAAGAUAACAAACCCCUCAAAACCAAGGACGAGGCCGAGUGGCCGUCCAACAGUUCUACCUCCAACUUGAACACCGACGAUAUUUCCAAGACGCCCAAGAUGAAGAAAUCCUUCACCCUGACGAUACCAUCAUUCAAGCGCACGCACACCCGUCGGGUCCGGACUCUGCAAGAACCCCGUCUGAGCGUCGUCCUCAGUUCACGGUCGGAGACUUUACUGGUCGACCCACACGCCCCGGAGGCCCGCCCCGAACGGCCCCCACGACUUUCUUCACACUCGGGUCCCAGUCUGGAUUGGGACGCGGACGAGAAGGUGGACUCGGAUCUGGAUGCAGGCACGGCCUCCAAGCGCGACGAUCUGCUUCUGCAACUCCCACGCCUGCAGACUCAAGAUCUCGGCUUACCAAUCCCCUCCGAACCGCUUAGCACCGAGAAAGAGCUCCUCGCCCAAAUACAAACAAAGCAGACACAACCACCACCGGAGCCAAAGCAAAUGCAGGGGACGGCCCCCUCGCCAUGCGCCCCCGGCCCCACCCCCCAAGUGCAACAUCAACAUCCCCACCCCGCGCAGACGGCCUCGCUGAGUGGCAAUGCCAAACUGUCGACUCUUCCGCUGCGCGUCACACCACCGGAAGAUGAGAAAAUGCUCGUUGCCAGUGAGCUUGUCGCCAGCGAAAGGCUGCGACAUAUGCAUGCCUUUGUUUCGACGGCCCAGGCGAGCAGCGUGCAGCUACCACCCGAGCAGAUCUACGAGCUCGCUGCAACGCCGCCCUCGCCAUCAUCCUCGAUGCCCGCCAUGUUCAUGGAGAGUUCGCAUAUGCCCGUCGACUUCCCAAUCGAAAUGCCGGACCAUCUGGUCAUGUUGAUCAUGGGCCAGAUCGACUCGCUGGAUGACCUGUUCAAUCUCGUCCUCGUCAAGAAGCAGUUCUAUCAAAUCUUCAAGCAUCGCGAGCUUUUCUUUAUCAAGGGCGCACUGUUCCGUAUGUCGCCGCCCGCAUGGGAGUUACGCGAGAUGAGUCCGCCAUGGAAGAAUGAGUGGCAGCUUCUACUGGAGCCGGAUACUCCCUUGCCAGAGUAUACCCCGAAAUCGUACUUGGAUCGGUAUGCGUGUGAUAUCUAUACGCUGGCGCAGCUCAAAUCUAUGAUCUUAGUUCGCUGCUCGCCGUUUUUGCGCAGAGAUACGGUCCAAGGGCUCUCUGGUGUGGACCUUGUUCGCGCGGAGGAAGUUGACCAUGCCUUUUGGCGAAUUUGGACGUUCUGUCGCAUCUUCGGUAGUGGCAAGGGUCGCGAAAAUGAUUUGGAGGGUCAGAUGGAUUGGUUGAAGGGUGGACCAAAGGCUCGAAGCUCAUUCGGAGCGUCUUCCACGGUGACUGAGCCUUUUGGCAUGAACAAUGUGCUGUUUGAGCCACCCGAGGGUUUCGCUCAUGGAAACGGCGCCGCUGGACUCUCUGCCAAGCAGCUGUACGAUAUGACGGAGAUCUGGACCUGUCUGGGAGUGCUGUUGCAGCCGUUGCACGGCAAGUGUGUCGAGGCUAGAAACGCGGGCAUAUUCCAGGGACUGGAUAUCCCGGAAGGUGAUAACGUUCGAGAAGAGACUGCACUGGAGGAGUGGACGUCUUACGUGCUUACUCUUGGGCUCUCCGCCGUGUUGACCAUCAGCUCGCUGUGCCCCGCCGAAGCCACUACCGCCACCUUCACCAAGGCCCGAUCCAGCGGCCUGACCAAAUGGGAGCCCAUGGAAACCGAAACCAGCCGUUCAUAUUUCCUAAAGGAAGCCGUUUCCCGCGUCUACGAAGAGCAAGAACGUUCACUCGCAUCCUCCAGUCCCGACGAGAUCGCCUACCCUCAACCUCAAUCCCUCCAGCGCCGCAAACAAUUCCAAGAAGAGCUGCGCACACGUCGCUUACGCGGCCCCCCAAGCCGCGAGGGUGCACCAGGUACAUCCUUCGCUGAUGAGCGACCAAUGUCAGAGUUCAGCACGAUCGUGCACAAUCUCGACGGCACAAUCCCCCGCGACGCACCGCCCAUCCCACCCGUCCCACCCCUAUCAUUCGACCGACUCUCCUCCACCGCCAGCAUCGGCCUCCGAACCCCCAGCCGCACCCCACCACGCUCUUUGACCCCCGAAUCAAACCUCCCCAUCUCCCGCAGCCCACCCCUGCAGCCAGCUCUCGCGCCCCCACCCCUCCGCCCACAGGUCCAAGACCCCGUUGAUCGGGCCAUUGCUCACAUGGUCAAUGAGCUGGGCUUUAACCCGGAUGAUGUCAAGUGGGCGUUGAAGAUCACUGAUACCGGGGAGGGCAUUGACGUUGAUGCUGCAGAACAAUUGCUUAAACAGCAGAAGCGCAAGAAUGAGCUGAAUCCUUUCGCACCGCGGGGUAAGGAUAGUUUGCUCAAGUCUGUGAUGAAACGUCAGGGCUCGCAAGAUUCGGGUUGGCGCUUCGUUUGAGCGGGAUACCGUCCUGGCAUUCUUGGGUCUUAUCCCUCUUCGUCAUGUUAUUUUGAAUAUUUGCUUUUGAUAUCUGCGUUGAGCGACCUUAAACUGUUUCAAUAGCGAAUAUUUCCUUUGUUUUCUUUCUCUUUCUUUUUCUUCGGCUGGUGUUGAUUGAAAUCUUGGUAUAUACGCAUACUUUGUCUUUUUGUUUGGUCUUUUUGUGUUAUGCCUUUUGUACUGUCUCCAAGACUGUGGCUUACACCCUCUCUGUGUUAUAUACCCCCUAUUAUGUUCUCACUUGUACAAUCAAGAACCAUAUCUGUUACCCAUACAAUCAAUCAAUCAGUCACUACUUAUCAUUCUA
This is a messenger RNA of Penicillium brasilianum, 5038 nucleotides long. Lineage: Eukaryota; Fungi; Ascomycota; Eurotiomycetes; Eurotiales; Aspergillaceae. The record is from the annotation of a GenBank genome assembly.